Sinocyclocheilus grahami is the source of this 2065-nucleotide messenger RNA. It is a transcript of the gene paqr8, whose product is annotated as progestin and adipoQ receptor family member VIII. Gene Ontology annotation, biological process: response to steroid hormone. Gene Ontology annotation, cellular component: plasma membrane. Bases 132 to 1190 code for a protein of 352 amino acids. Gene Ontology annotation, molecular function: nuclear steroid receptor activity; steroid binding. The transcript is spliced from 2 exons. The record is from RefSeq and is a predicted model, not a curated record. Lineage: Eukaryota; Metazoa; Chordata; Actinopteri; Cypriniformes; Cyprinidae.
CAAAAAGUCUGAGGUCUUUGGGUCGAUAUGAAACCCCUUAUAUCUUUUUAAAAAAGAACUGAGAAGAACGAAGAUUGACUUUGAUCCGGUUCCGCACAGCUCAUUUUUUGACACUGAUCCAGAGUUUCACCAUGUCAAGCGGAGUUUUGGCCCGUCUGAGUACGCUGACUUUGAGUAUACAGCAGCUGGGUCAAUUGCCACACUUGUUGAACUGGUUGUCCCGUCUACCUUUACCUCAAGCCACCGUACUCGCCUCUGAUGUGCCGAGCCUCUUUCGUGAGCCCUAUAUCUUGUCGGGCUAUCGUCCGGUGCAUCAGGAAUGGCGGAGCUACUUUUGUAGCCUCUUUCAAUGCCACAAUGAGUCGCUCAAUGUAUGGACACACCUGCUGGCAAUCCCUGCCGUUCUACUCCAGUUUUCUUUAUUUGCAGGGACAUGGGGGCUGACGCUAAACGUGGCGUCUUUGCCUCUGUUUUUGUAUGUGUUGUCAUCACUUACAUACCUCAGUUUCAGCGUGGCCGCCCAUCUGCUGCAGUCACAGUCUGAACUGGCCCAUUACUCCCUUUUCUUCGUAGACUACGUUGGUGUAGCUAUUUACCAGUAUGGCUGCUCACUAGGCCACUAUUUUUACUGUUCAGAGCCAGUAUGGAGGCACAGCCUAGUGGGUGUUGUGUUUCUGCCUGGUGCCGCGGUCCUGGCCUGGUUGUCCUGCACCAGCUGCUGCUACGCCAAAUUCCGUUACCACCGCCCGUACCCGCUCCGCCGGAAGAUCUGCCAGAUCAUUCCCACCAGCCUGGCGUACAUGCUCGACAUUAGCCCCGUAGCACACCGCCUGGUCACCAGAUCUUGGGACGAGCCGGUGUUGGUGAUUCAUGCCCUGCAAGUGGUGUUUUUCAUGUUAGCGGCUCUGUUUUUCUCUUGUCCUGUUCCUGAGCGCUUCUUUCCAGGGAGAUGUGACAUUGUGGGCCAUGGACAUCAGAUCUUCCAUAUCUUCCUGGCUAUGUGUACUAUGUGCCAGCUGGAAGCAAUGUUUAGAGACUUUCUGGUGCAUCGGCAGUCUGUUGUAGAUGUGCAUGGAGAACAUUUCAUUAUGCUGGCUGGAGGAUCGUUCUUCUUGUUGGUGCUGUGCAGUGUUCUGACUGCAGUUCUUAUGAGAGGAGCUGUGCAAAGGCAACUGAAGAAAAAAGACUGAAAACUAUUUUGAAAAGAUUUUACUAAGCAUAUUUGCUUAGUUAUAUUCUGCAGAACCAAAAGGUAUUUAUUAAUAUAAGUUGUAAAAUUAAAAUAGUUUUAUUUUAGUGCAUUUCUUAUGAGAAUUGCGAUGCGAAUUGCAAUGCUUUUCCUUCUUUCGUUUUUUUUAUAUUAAAAAUCCUACAAAUCAAAUCAAACUCAUACUAAAUGGGUUUUUCCCACAAAUGAAUUCACUGCUGAGGAUAAUCUACCACUUAGCUGACAUUCCUCUGAGAUCCAGUAUUGUAUGGCUUUGCAUAACUGGCCUGUUUACCUGAAACUGUUUGGAGUCUGGGAAUGAGUUUUUCGAAGGCAAAAAUAUUCAAAUUAAGGCGUAAAGCUGGAUUUGGCCCAAAUUAGAAUGAGGGAGAGUUGGAGGGGUGAGGGAUAAGGGAAACAAAGAGGCUACUUUUAUUUUGCACCCAGCAUUGUCAGGCAAUGGUGUUGUGGUGGAGGAACGGAUCAACUCAAGUUUGCUUCUUGUUUAUCUUAUAGAACUUUCAUGCUGAAUAUACAUACUCUGUUUAAAAAAAAAAACAUCUGCAGGCCUGAACAAAAAAAUUCAUGCUUAAAUACUUUGUUUGUCAUGGUGUGCUGUUAUAUACUGCGGGGUCCAACAGUCUAGAACCACACUGAAAAUCUUGUAGUCAAAAUCUGAUUUAAACCUAGAGAAAAAUUAAGUUUUAUAACUUAAAAAAUGUAAAGCAACAAAACACUGUAACGUAAAAUGUUACACUGAUAAAAUAAAUAGUUUUUUUAAACGUAUUAAAUUUGAACACUGCAAAAUAUAAUCUUUUUUGUUUUUCCCUUGAACUGUACUGUAAUUCGUCUGAACAA